Tuber melanosporum (Perigord truffle) is the source of this 738-nucleotide messenger RNA. RefSeq lists its product as uncharacterized. The coding region runs from base 114 to 641 and encodes 175 amino acids. The transcript has 2 exons. Lineage: Eukaryota; Fungi; Ascomycota; Pezizomycetes; Pezizales; Tuberaceae. The record is from RefSeq and is a predicted model, not a curated record. Gene Ontology annotation, molecular function: zinc ion binding.
GCCGUCCUCCUACUUCCCCUCCUCCUUCCGUCGAGUAACCAUCAAAAGACCGGGCUCUCGAAUAAUCGUUAAAUCAGAGUUGAAAAGCAAAAACAGAAUCACGAAAAACAGCAAUGGCAUACCAAACAUCCGCAACCCCAGCGCCGGUCUACGACCCACACGCGGCGCCCGCAACUGCAGCUUACCAACACCCGGGUGUCGGGCAGCAGCAAUACCCAGUUCAGGAGGGGGUCGCGGGCUCGCCGCCAUACUACCAGGGUGAGCAGCAGAAGCAACAGUACUACGCCGCCGCACAGCACCAGUACCCGCAACAACAGGCGAUCCCGAUGCAGCAGCCGAUGGCGGGUGGAGGUGGACAACAGUUUUUGCAAGCGACACCGAUUCCCGCGCUAACCAGGGGCUCCGCGCCCGUAGAUUGUCCGAUAUGUGGACAGCGAAAGUUGACGAGCGUCUCCUAUGAGGUUGGGUCUACUACUCAUCUGUGGGCGGUCGUGGCUUGUCUCGUGGCGUGUUUGGGGUGUAUCCCAUACCUUAUGACGAGUCUGAAGGACGUGCAGCAUCGUUGCGGACAAUGCGGGACUCUCCUUGCUGUCUGGCACAGGAGUGGUGGAGCAGAGGUGCUUGUUCAUCCGCAAGGUUAAACUCGGAAGAACUGGAGGAGGGGAAAAGGCAUUUUUUGUUAUCGUCCACAAUCACCAUUCAUAAUCGUAUUCUACACCUUCUUGUUUUCUACCCUCU